Molecule: messenger RNA, 3848 nt
Organism: Pecten maximus
Lineage: Eukaryota; Metazoa; Mollusca; Bivalvia; Pectinida; Pectinidae
Product: protein FAM210A-like
Exons: 3
Coding region: 138-1208 (356 amino acids)
Cellular component (GO): mitochondrion
Source: RefSeq, a predicted model, not a curated record
UUUAGCUGGAUGACAUUCCCGGGCAUCGAACACCUUAGAAUCGAGUCUUAUCUCGCUGUCAUUUCUCUAUGAACUUGCAUCAUUUUAAAGUGUUGUUUCUCUUAUGAAGGUGAUGAUAUAUAAGGUAUUUAAGUAAUAUGUUUAAUUCAGCUCGUGUUUCCGUUCACAGAACGGUCCAACAUUUAUGUCGACAGCCUAUAUCCCGAACUGGACAUGUCCCCGACCCCGGAGAGUUCGUUAGGGCGCGUCCAUGGAUAUGGACAUCUCUGAAGACGGUGACUCAAGACACGCGCGCACUUAGAUGUCCAGGAACUGUAGUACAUGAAAGGACACGUCCAGUCUUGGUGAGCCUGCAACUGCACCCAUCAGAUUCCUUCAGCAAAAACCCAUUAACAUGUCGGAGAAGUAUACCUUUGUUUGGAUCUGAUCACUGUGAUGUGAACAAUGUACAGAUGAAUCGCUAUCAGAAUCACAUCAUUUCCAGACGUUUCAGUGUGCAGACACAACAAAGGCAGAAACAAAACCAAAAUUCCACAGACGAAAGUAAAAAAGCACAAGAACAAAAAGGUGUUGAGAAACCUGUUGAAGAAGGAAAGGACAUUGAGAAACCCACAGAACAACUCUCUUUGGUGCAGAGAUUUAAGAAAACUUAUAAGGAACAUGGAAAGGUUCUCAUUGGCGUGCAUCUGCUAACAUCAUGUGUCUGGUUUGGAAGUUUCUACGGGAUUGUAGAUAGUGGAGUGGACAUUGUGGCAAUUCUAGAGAAUUUGGGCUUCAGUGAAACAAUUACAAAUCCGUUUAAGUCAUCAAGUGUUGGAAAUGUGGCACUCGCAUACCUGAUGUACAAGUUAGCUACUCCGGCUAGGUACACAGUAACCAUUGGUGGCACAAAUAUGGCCAUCAAGUACAUGAGGAAGACUGCAAAAAUUCCUCCUUUGAAGCAAGAAGAUAAAUUAAGGAGCCUCUUUAAGGAAGGAGUCAAGGAUGCUAAAGAUCAGGGCACGAUGAAGUUCAAACAAAGCAGGGCAAACGCAAGGGCGAAAAGAAGGACUGCCAAUGUGCAGAGGACUAGAAAAAUGAAAGCUGCAGGAAGGAGGUUUAUUUCAAACAUUAAAUCAAGAAGAGACAGGUUUCUGCUUAAAUUUAGAUCAUCUCGACUUAACAGGAAAAAUUCAAAAAGAAAAAACGGAAACAGUGCUAAGAAAUGAAUACAAUUUAGCUAACAUAAGAGAGUGUAAUUAUUUAAGCAGAAGAUGUCGCAUACAGAUUUAAGAAAUGCAGCAUAUUUCCUUGAAUGCGAGGCUGAAUUAAUGCAAGUGUUGUGAUAUAUUUUUUCCGACUGCUUUCAAGUGGGGCCGUUUUAGUUAUUUUCCGUCAGGAAUUGGUCAACAUUUUUUUUCAUCUGAUGUCAACAGCAGGUGUGAGAACAAUAACUGGUAUUUGUUUGUACAUUGGUGAUUUGAUGAAUGAUUUUUAACAUAUAUACAUGUAUAUAGCAGUAAUUGUUGGAAAUGGAUUCAUAGUGUCUCUUUGAUUUUCUCAUUUUCAUUUGCAUGCUUUUAAUAUGAUAAGUUGAAAAAUCUAAAAUGUGAAUACUGUAAUUACUGUUUAAGUUUUCCUUAUGAAAGCUAUUAAAGAUGUCGAUUCAAAAUCAUCAAACUUUGCCAACAUGUAUUCAAUACAAGUCAAGCUGCAUGCAUGCUUGAAAUACCCAUCAAAAUUUGCACCUGAAAAAUUGUGUUAAUUACCCCACAAUGUUCAAAUUAAGUGACCAUGUUAUGACUGUAUGUGUAACCUUUUGGGUACUAAUGACAUAUGAAAUAAAAUUUUACCCCUAGCCCUCGUGUUUCAAAAGUUUUGGUAGAAAUAUUGCCCAUCAAUCAAUUACCUGGAACACUGUAUAUCUGUUACAGACAUAUUUAGGUUUCUUUAACGUGUCAAAAGGGUUAUAAUACAUGAACUGCAUUGCUUAAAGCUAGCAGAUACCAUUCAUAGGAAUGACAUUCCAUUAAUGACAAUUGAUAAACUUGAAGAGCAACAAGCAAUUGCAACUUAUCUGUGAUGUAUUUCCAUAAUACAGUGAUCACAGUCCAUGUAGAUACUCUAAAAAAUAUAUAUGAACCGUGGGUCGAAAAUUUGUGUCAAGACCCUGUGAUGGUGAUAAUGAUGAAAUAGGAGAGAUAAGAAAGUGUUGUAUAUAUGUAUAUUCAAAAUUUAUAUAUGUAAAGUUAUAUGUAUAUAUAAUAAUAUACACACAUACACAGUAAGUUAUAAUGGCUUUCAAGGGGACCAUGAAAAAUGCUUCCUUUUUUCUGGGGUAUUGUUUUUCUCAAUUCAUAGAUCUAUACCAUGAUACAGUUCAGGUCUAUUCAGAACUACAAAAAUGUUGUUGUUCUGGUCUUUCUUAUUUCUAUUGAAAUGAUGGCACACUUGCACAUAUAUGACCAGGUAAUAGGCAAAGAGAUACAGAAUCGAGUCAAUUCUGUCCAAUUACAAUACAACACCAUAGUGUUGUAAUAUAACACAACAGCAUAGCUGAAAUUGACAUGGAUCUUCAAAUUUCAAAGACAACUCGUACACAUUUAACACCUUUGUGUGCACAUGCUUGUGUAUGUGUACACUUACAUACUUGCCCUUGUCAUUUGUCUGAUGAAGUUGACUGUGUACAUACCAUACUAGUCAUGGAAAAGUCAUGUAUAAACAUUAUUGCAUUUUUUGCCAGGGAAAUAUAGAAAUUUAUCAAACUGAUAAAACAUGCAUUUUCACUGCAGCGAUGAGCAGUGAAAAUAUACGAUUUUGCUGUGAAAAUACAUUUUUGUUUUGUUUUUGACCAAUUAGAGCGAAACUUUACACAGUACAGUGAAACCUGAUUUUUCUGACCAUUGACUUUAGAUAAACUCUUGGAGGGUGGUAAUUUGUGUAAAAAACAUUUUAUUGUAUAAAAAUAUAUAAAGAGUUUAUUUUAAUAAUUUUCAUUUGAACAUAAUAUAAUUGCUUUUUGUCAGAGAUGAAGCAACUUUACUCAAAUAAGAGUUACCUUUCCCAGUUUUAUAAUUACAACAUGUUAAUAAUACAAGGAUAACGAUCACAAUUUUAAGCCAUCUUGAAGAGAUUGUACAUGAACAGUAAAAAAGUAAAGUAAUUUUGAGGACAAGUUUUAAAUUGAUAAUGAUUAAUUAUAUAAUGCAUAUACAAGUGGUUUUCUAACCUGCCUUAGAAACCACUUGUGUAUGUAAUGAUGAAGUGUAUUAAGAGACAACUUUGACAAAAUCUUGUUUUCGUGUUAACUGAACCUGAAAAGACCAAUUUCAAUGCAGAACCACAGAAACAGGAGGGUGUUUAAGUUAGAUUGGACUGUGAUUCUUCAGGUUCCUUGUGUUUUUACAAGUGUUUUAAUGUAGUGCUGAAGUGUUGAAUAAUUUAAUUUUACCAUGACAGUCAAUACAAGCAUGUGUGAUACCGGUAAUUUAUUCUGAUCAAAUUGGAAUUAUGCUUUAUAGAAAAGAGUUUUUUUUCAUAGACUCUAGUAUGCAGUGUGUUAUGAAAAAUUCAUCUUUGCUUAGUUAAAUAACGUAAUUUAUAUUCAUUAUCAACCGUUAGUUUUAGAAAUUCAGUUAUGCUUGUUAACAUUUUAUGGCAGAUGAUGAAACCAAAAGCUACACUUUUCAUUGAAAGAAAAAAUCACCUCAAAAAUGAUUUUCUACAAAAACUGUAUCAUUUACAUGUAUAUAAGUAACUUACAGAUUUUGAAUUUAAUAUACAUGUUGUUGGUUCUGCAAAGACAUCUAGAGAAUCUAUGAAGAGUUCAUUUGAAGUUAAACAUUAAAGUAGCAAAACUUCAUAAUCUA